AUGCCAACCAAAGCGUGGAGUCAUCUUUGUGCCGAUUUCCUCGGUCCACUACCCAAUGGAAAGUUUAUAUUCGUAAUGGUGGAUUUUUAUAGUAGAUAUGUGGUUGUCGAAAUAAUGACGAAAAUCACGUCUGCUGCUGUUAUCCAGCGUCUAGAGCAAAUAUUCACUCGAUUGGGUCUACCAGAUGUUCUAAAAACAGAUAACGCGGCAAACUUCUGCAGUCAAGAGUUCAGAGACUACUGUACAGACAACGGCAUAAAACUUACUCAUACGACCCCGUAUUGGCCGGCUGCAAACGGAGAAGUCGAGAGGCAGAACCGGUCACUACUAAAGAUUCUCAAGAUUUCACAACUGACCGGAGCUGAUAUGAACAAAGAUUUGCAAGAUUACAUCUAUAUGUACACGGUGACGCCGCACACGGUGACCGGUGUCUCUCCUGCUGAGCUCAUGUUUGGGAGAAGAUUCCGCGAUAAAUUCCCUCAUAUUGGCGAAGAAGAGCUGGUAGAGGACGAAGUGAAGGACAGGGAUUGGAUUAAUAAAUACAACAGCAAACUAUACCGGGACGUCAAGGUACGUGCCAGAGAAUCCGAUAUUCAAAUCGGUGAUGAUGUUAUUCUGAAAAAUCAGCACCGUGAUAACAAGCUGGCGCCGAAUUUCAUUCCACGUCCGGCAGUGGUUUUGGGGAAAAAAGGAAACAGCUACGUAGUACAAACGGAAGCUGGAACUAUUCUUCGACGAAACUAUUCACACCUUAAGCCUAUUCAACGUAAUAUUGCGACUACAAGUCAUCAACCAGGAAAUGAUACUAUCGAUGAUUCAGCGGUCAGCGAACCAGUACACGAUCGGGACCAACGACAACAUUCUCCAUCACCGGGUCCCAGCACGGAGGUAACAGAAGAACCACCGACAACGCGCCCUAAACGAAAUAUUAUACUUCCUAAGAAAUACCACGAUUAUCAGGUUGAUUUGAAUUGA
Messenger RNA from Armigeres subalbatus, 975 nucleotides. RefSeq lists its product as uncharacterized. NCBI's taxonomy places the organism in Eukaryota, Metazoa, Arthropoda, Insecta, Diptera, Culicidae. The transcript has a single exon. The coding region runs from base 1 to 975 and encodes 324 amino acids. The record is from RefSeq and is a predicted model, not a curated record. Gene Ontology annotation, biological process: DNA integration. Gene Ontology annotation, molecular function: nucleic acid binding.